AUGGCUGACUCGGUCGAUCGAGUAUUCGUCCAUGCUCUCAACACAGUCAAAAAGAUUCCCAAGACCGGCGCAUCACGGCCGCCGCCGUCCGAUCGACUCCGGCUAUAUGGCCUCUACAAGCAAGCAAUGGAGGGAGAUGUCGAUGGUGUCAUGGAACAGCCCACAGCAGGACCAUUCCUCACGUCGGAAGAACUGCACAGAGAAAGAGAUAAAUGGGACGCUUGGAACUCGCAAAAAGGUCUGAGCCGAACGGAAGCCAAGCGGAGAUAUGUGGAGGCUCUCAUCGAGACCAUGUAUCGAUAUGCCAAUACAACUGACGCCAUUGAGCUCGUUACGGAAUUAGAAUUCGUAUGGAACCAAAUAAAGCACAACUCUCCGAGCUCGACCGAUUCAUCCCCGAAGGCAGCCGGGUCAAGUAAGGCACCUCGCACAUUCCAACAACCAUUAAGUGGCAGCGAAGGUCCUAUGAAGAUCUUGAGCCCAAUGAGUGAGCAAGACGAAGCCGAGUUGCGGUCCCAACGCCUGAUGGAUCUUGACGAUGCCAUGGAAGAGAGCAGAGAACAGAAAUCGUCAAGGUGGCAGAAGAAGGUGGAACGAGCCGUGACAAAGCUAUCAGCUGAGGUUGCGGCCUUGAGGGAACAGAUAACAACUGGCCGAGAGUGGCGAUCGAAGAAGGAACGAAGCUUUCCAACGUGGUUUGGUUGGAUUCUCUGGGUCUUCUUGAAGCAUCUGAUAGCGGAUUUCGUCAUUCUUGCCAUCAUCUUGAUUUGGAUGCGGAGACGCAAGGACAGACGACUGGAGGAUUUGGUUCGCUCUGCACUCAAACUUGUGCGAGAAUACGUGCGAAAGGUCUUGCCGGCGAGGUGA
Messenger RNA from Pochonia chlamydosporia 170, 867 nucleotides. RefSeq names its product Acyl CoA binding family protein. Gene Ontology annotation, molecular function: fatty-acyl-CoA binding. The record is from RefSeq and is a predicted model, not a curated record. Lineage: Eukaryota; Fungi; Ascomycota; Sordariomycetes; Hypocreales; Clavicipitaceae. The coding region runs from base 1 to 867 and encodes 288 amino acids. Gene Ontology annotation, biological process: fatty acid metabolic process. The transcript is spliced from 3 exons.